Lycium barbarum (goji berry) is the source of this 2399-nucleotide messenger RNA. RefSeq names its product polyadenylate-binding protein 5-like. Gene Ontology annotation, molecular function: mRNA 3'-UTR binding; poly(U) RNA binding; poly(A) binding. The transcript is spliced from 7 exons. Lineage: Eukaryota; Viridiplantae; Streptophyta; Magnoliopsida; Solanales; Solanaceae. Gene Ontology annotation, cellular component: nucleus; cytosol; ribonucleoprotein complex. The coding region runs from base 130 to 2103 and encodes 657 amino acids. The record is from RefSeq and is a predicted model, not a curated record.
CACGCAGCGCCUCCUCACUCUUCACAAUUCAAUCUCUCUAAUCUCUAUUUAUUCACUCACAUUAAUUCAUCUCUCUCUCUCUCUAUAUAUAUAUAUAUAAAUAAUCUUCGAUUUUGAUCGGAGAUAAUUAUGGCGGCUACGACGGCGGUUCCUCCACAACCGGCGGCGGUGCAUACUCAGCCGGCUGUGACAGCGGUGGUUGGAGCAACACCACCGCCGAGUCCACACGUGGCAAUGAGCGGUGGUGUUGGUGUUGGACAAACGCAUUAUUCGUUGUACGUAGGAGAUCUGGACACGUCAGUAGAUGAAGGACAACUGUAUGACGUGUUUAACCAGGUGGCACAAGUCGUGUCUGUUAGGGUUUGUAGGGAUCAAUCUCGUACUAGGGCAUCACUUGGAUAUGCUUAUGUCAAUUUCACUUCUCCACAAGAUGCUGCUACUGCAAGGGAGUUAUUGAAUUUUACUCAAGUGAAUGGAAAACCUAUGAGGAUAAUGUUUUCUCAUAGAGACCCUAGUUUGCGAAAGAGCGGAUAUGCAAAUGUUUUCAUUAAGAAUCUGGACUCAUCAAUAGAUAACAAGGCUUUGCAGGACACUUUUGCUGCCUUUGGAACAGUUCUUUCCUGCAAGGUUGCUGUUGAUAGUAAUGGUCUAUCAAAAGGAUAUGGAUUUGUACAAUUUGAUCAGGACAAAGCUGCACAGGAUGCGAUCAACCGGCUAAAUGGUAUGUUGAUAAAUGAUAAACAAGUUUAUGUUGGCCACUUCAUCCGUCGACAAGAAAGGAGUCGAACAAAUGCUUCCGAUAAAUUCACAAAUAUCUAUGUGAAAAAUCUUCCUGAAACUACCAGUGAUGAGGAUCUUAAGAAGCUUUUUGAGAAGUACGGCACCAUCACCAGUGCUUUAGUCAUGAAAGACACAAAUGGGAAAACCAGAUGUUUUGGCUUCGUAAAUUUUGAGACCUCGGAAUCUGCAGCCUCUGCAGUUGAACAGUUGAAUGGCAGUUCUCUGAAUGAAAAAGUUCUGUUUGUCGCCAAGGCACAGAAGAAAUCAGAGCGGGAAGCAGAUCUUAGAGCCAAAUAUGAACAAGAAAGAGCUAGUCGAUUUGAGAAACUAAAAGGUGCUAACUUGUAUUUGAAAAAUCUGGAUGACAGUGUGAAUGAUGAAAAUCUGAAAGAAUUAUUCGCAGAGUACGGAACCAUAACAUCCUGCAAGGUGAUGCGCGAUGCAAAAGGGGUGAGCAAGGGUUCUGGCUUUGUUGCCUUUUCGACCCCAGAGGAAGCUACACGAGCUUUGAAUGAGAUGAAUGGCAAGUUGAUAGGAAAGAAACCUUUAUUUGUUGCUGUUGCCCAGCGCAAGGAUGAAAGAAGAGUGUGGCUACAGGCACAUUUUGCUCGGAUGAGACCGGUUGGGGGAAUGGCUCCUCCUCCUGGAGGAAUGCCUGGGUUUCACAAUGGGGCACCUCGACUUGCUCCUCAGCAGGCCUACUUUGGUCAAGGUGCUCCAGGAUUUAUAGCACCUCAAGCUGCUGGAUUUGGCUUCCAGCAACAACUCAUGCCUGGAUUUCGUCCAGGUGUUGGCCCGAAUUUCCUCUUGCCCUAUCAGCUUCAGCGUCAAGGACAACACGGACGUGUUGGUGGUAGGAGAGGAGGGAAUUCUCAACCACAGCAGCAGCAGUGGAACUCCGGUAGAUUCAAUCUGAAUGGACGAAAUGGCAUGCAUCCUAGCAUCCCUCAAGGCAUGGUGGGACCAAUUAUGUCAGCGCCAUUUGAUGCUGCUUCUGGUAUGACAACUCCUCCCUUGGACAUCCAACGCUCUAACCCGGUGCCACCGUCAACACUUGCUUCUUCUUUGGCCUUUGCUUCUCCAGAAGAUCAGCACAUGAUGCUCGGAGAGCAGUUAUUUCCACUUGUGGAAUCCAUUGAACGUGAUCAUGCUGGUAAAGUUACUGGUAUGUUGCUUGAGAUGGAUCAGACUGAGGUGCUUCAUCUCAUAGAGUCCCCUGAUGCUCUCAAGAAGAAAGUCUCCGAGGCUAUGGCUGUUCUUCGCUUGGUCCCACCAGGUUCUAGUGUUGGUGAUAAAUUUGGAUCACUCACCCUGAAUGGAUGAAGCAAAUUUUUAUCUUUUGGCACAUGGAAAUGUCCCUAAAUUGGCCCGUAUUUUUGGAAGGGGUAAUGGUGGUGACUUAGGGAAUCUGUUUUGGCUGUGGUAUUAAAUGAUAUUCUUUGUAGGCUUCUAAGUUUAGCAAAGAGGGCUUCUUUGAAUGAUAACUAGGAGUUUAUUUUGCUCUCUUGAUUAGAUUGUUUCAUUCUAUUUUACUUUUUUUGGGGAUUUCACUUUUAACUUUUUGUUUCCUGGGAAAUCAUAUACUUCUUAGACUUGCAAUUCAUGGUUGUUUUGUUUGA